Molecule: messenger RNA, 475 nt
Organism: Corapipo altera (White-ruffed manakin)
Lineage: Eukaryota; Metazoa; Chordata; Aves; Passeriformes; Pipridae
Product: serine protease 27-like
Exons: 2
Biological process (GO): proteolysis
Molecular function (GO): serine-type endopeptidase activity
Source: RefSeq, a predicted model, not a curated record
UGGGGGGGGGAGGACGCGGGGGAGGGGCGGUGGCCGUGGCAGGGGAGCCUCCAACGGGGGGGGACCCACGUGUGUGGGGUGUCCCUCGUGUCCCCCCUCUGGGUCCUCACGGCCGCCCACUGCCUGCAGGGGAGCCGCGACCCCCGGCUCUACUCGGUGCUCCUGGGGGUGCGGGAGCUGUCGGGGCCCCCCGGGGUGGGCGUGGCCGUGCCCUUGGCCGAGCUCCUCCCCCACCCGGCCUACGCGGGCGAGGCCACCAGCGGGGACAUCGCCCUGGGCCGCCUGGCCCGGCCCGUCGCCUUCGGCCCCACCGUGCGCCCCGUCUGCCUCCCCUCCCCCACCCUCACCUUCCCGCCCGGCACCCGCUGCGUCGCCACCGGCUGGGGGGACGUCGGAGAGGGAGGUGAGGGGGCGACUGGGGGUAAUGGGGGUCAGCUGGGGGCAAUGGGGGCCACUGGGGGCAACUGGGGUCGAG